Messenger RNA from Cadophora gregata, 624 nucleotides. It is a transcript of the gene RHO3, whose product is annotated as Rho GTPase. NCBI's taxonomy places the organism in Eukaryota, Fungi, Ascomycota, Leotiomycetes, Helotiales, Ploettnerulaceae. Gene Ontology annotation, biological process: small GTPase-mediated signal transduction. The coding region runs from base 1 to 624 and encodes 207 amino acids. Gene Ontology annotation, molecular function: GTPase activity; GTP binding. The record is from RefSeq and is a predicted model, not a curated record. The transcript has 4 exons.
AUGCCGUGCGGACUCGGAGGAAACAAGACUACCCAGAGGAAACUGGUGUUAUUAGGUGAUGGCGCGUGCGGCAAGACUUCGUUGCUGAAUGUCUUCACCAGAGGGUAUUUCCCUACAGUCUACGAGCCUACGGUGUUCGAAAACUAUGUCCACGAUAUCUUCGUGGACAAUGUUCAUAUCGAACUCUCCCUCUGGGAUACAGCCGGCCAAGAAGAAUUCGACCGCCUCCGAUCCCUCUCCUACGACGAUACCCACGCAAUCAUGCUCUGCUUCUCUGUCGACAGCAAAGACUCCCUCGAGAACGUCGAGUCGAAAUGGGUGGGGGAGAUUGCCGAGAAUUGCCAGGGCGUGAAACUCGUCCUCGUUGCUCUGAAGUGCGAUCUCCGCGAACAGAACGCCGAUGACGAAGCGCCGGCCGAGGGCGGACAAGUGAGGGAGAAGAAGGAUAUGAUUGAUUAUAACCAGGGAUUGGAGGUCGCGAGGCGGAUAAACGCCUUGAGAUAUCUGGAGUGCUCGGCAAUGCGCAAUCGAGGGGUCAAUGAGGCGUUUACGGAGGCAGCUAGAGUGGCAUUGAGUGUGAAGCCAAAUGGAGGGAAGGAUGACUCCAAGUGUAAUGUUAUGUAA